Molecule: messenger RNA, 2696 nt
Organism: Schistosoma intercalatum
Lineage: Eukaryota; Metazoa; Platyhelminthes; Trematoda; Strigeidida; Schistosomatidae
Source: the annotation of a GenBank genome assembly
UUUGAACCAUUUGAAUCUUCACGCGCUUGGAUCUAAUUAUGCGCUCCAAUGUAGUGUGUGUGAGGUUAUCGGUUUUCUAGUGAUGUCGACCUAUGUAGACAUCUCUACUGUGUUCAAUUUCGACCACAGAGGUCAAUAUGUUGAAAUUUCCCCCGAUAGAACGAAAGCUCGUCGUCAAAUAGGUUUUUGUGAUGGGGUAGUUAUUUCUCAAAGCUUCAUCCGACCAGGCGAAGUGGUAGCUGUCGAAAUUACAGAAACACAGCGAGGUUGGACUGGGGAUUUGAGAGUCGGAUUCACUUUACUACCGGAUAACUUGCUCUUGCCUCUUCCCAGAUGGUAAUCUUAAAAGUAUUCAAUGCAGAAAGGAAUGUUGCUUCACUAGUUGUAUAGUUCAACCCUUUUUUAUAAUACACGAAGCCCCAUUGGUUCCACGAAAUGUAGUAGUACUUAUCAGUUUCUAGCUUUGCCUCAAAAGUGCGUGUUGAUAAUGUUAUCCAUAUGAACAAAGGGGACUUCACAGCUAAAUUGUCCGGCCCAACGACCACAACAACAAAGUGAGAAGAAUUUCCUCAGUGUUAUUUUGUAGUCUGGGAUGCCCUUACUAGUUUUUUUUAUCCAAAAUAUGUUUGAAUAAACAAAUGAGACAUCUAGUACGCUUUUAAUGAUUUCUUGUCAGGUUUUCGUUUACAUAAAAUUAUUAGGUAAUACUAACCGAGUACAAGCCCUAACUCGAGUCGUAAAUGUGAAUUCACUAACUGUUCUGGUGUAAGUUUCUUAGUUCUCAUCAUUUAGUGUUAUCUUUAGUUUGCACAUGAUUCAAUAGUAGUAUUCGCAACGGUAUAAACUUAUAUAUCUUAAGCUGGGUAUCGAAAUCCAUCCUUUAUUUUUUCACUUAUCUUUUGGGAAAUCAAUUGUGAUCUCUACUUUAUGAUAUUAACUGCAUAACUUCACAAUUUACGUAUCAGAAUAUUUAUCUGUCAGGAAUAUUUUCCAAUGAUGACAGUUUACUACGCAUUAUUUUAUUUUCAGGUUUGCCCUACCUGCUUUGGUUUCUCCAGGUAGAAGUUGGAUUGUACCGGUUGGAACUGCUGUGGCCCUUCUCUUGUCGCAUCAUCAUCAAACUUACUGGAAACGACAGCAAUUAAAAUCUGGUCGUCAUUUGAGUAAAACCAAUAACAAUCCACCCACGUCGUUUGAUUCUGUCAAUAUGUUUUGCGAAAGACAAGUAGAUGUGCCCAGUAUGAACUCAAUCAGUGGUUUUAUCAAUAGUCCAAAUGUUCUGGUAACUAAUUCUCAUAUGGAUAAACAACCUACACAUCUACAAGUUACUCCUCCCUUCUUUUGUGUCUGUUGUCUCCAUACAAAGCGUGGUCGAGUACCACUGAGCCAACUAGUACCAAAUGAGCUAGAACUUGCGCGACCUCCUGAUGUCGAAAAAGGUAGUGUUAUAGCCAUCUACUAUGAACUGGAGCCACUACCUACAGAUGAAUCAUAUGAACAAUGUACAAGUCUUCCUAUAGAUGGAACUAUGAACAUACUUAAUGAUAUUAGCAAUAUUCCGUCUAUAAUACCAGAUGAGAAUGUACAGAACCUUUUGAGGUAUACUUUAAACUCUACCGAAAGUGAAGAGGAUUCAGAUACGGAAAAACUGCUUUUUCUUUUUCGGUUUCAUAUUGUUAUUAAUGGCAUCGACAUGAUUGCAAUAGCAGAAACAGUGGCUAUUUCACCAUCUGAUUUUGAAAAGAAUCUAAUCAGUGUGGACUCCUCAUUUUCACCUGUCAAUGGAGAUGCAAGCAGUAUCAAUUAUAGUGUGACUAACAGUACUAGUGAAACUCCUGAAUCAUUGCCAACUUCUGAUCUUCAUUCUUCCGAUAGUAUCCCUUCUCCCACACCGCGUAUGCGGGCUGUUUUUGAUGUUUAUGGCCAAACUAAAGCAAUUCAACUACGGUCGUUACAACAGAAUUCAAUUGCACAAUUAAGCCGUUUAUGCUCGUGUGCUAUUCUACAUCAUAUAUUUUGUAUAUUUCAUUCCAAUCGUUUUCUAAACACUGAAACAUCUAAUUUUGAUUCAGAUAAUUCAUUUAAUAUAUGCUCCAAAUCUAGUAGAAUGCGUAAUUCACCACAAAUGAUUGUUCCAAAUAUGAUGAAAAAUAAUAGAUUUCGGAAAUUAUUUAUUAUGUUAGAUAAACUUCCAUUACCUAGAGUUGAGCGACGUCGUUUACAACGUGAUGCUUUUGCUGUAUUAGCUCGAGGAAUUGCUGAUUAACUACGAAUUGUACCCAAGAAGUAUUUGUUUUAUAUUGUGUAUAUUACAGAAAAGAAAAAAAAGUCACCAAGUGUCUUUCACCAUUAUUAUUUACUUGUCUUUGAUCCGAUCUCCAGUUUUAGCUAUUAUUUUGUAGUGCGCGUUUGUGUUCAUUAGAGGGAGUAAAGCUGUUCCAUGGCAAAGGUGAACAAUAAAAGAGAUUCCAUACGGACUAUUCAAUCUACAUUUCAUUAUAUUUUAAUGUGUUGUUUAUUGCUUCAUUUAUUUAUUUACUUAUUGAAAUCAGAUUUGAAAGGACAUUACCCAUUCGCUUAGUGUUUUAUUUUGCUUGUACACAUUUUUAUUUACUUCGUAUUGUAUACAGAAUAAUUCUAAGUGGUUAAUGGAAACUGUUGAAAAUUCCAAUUUCAAUAUAAAAACUUUUGAAAAA